Messenger RNA from Caenorhabditis briggsae, 414 nucleotides. NCBI's taxonomy places the organism in Eukaryota, Metazoa, Nematoda, Chromadorea, Rhabditida, Rhabditidae. The coding region runs from base 1 to 414 and encodes 137 amino acids. The transcript has a single exon. The record is from RefSeq and is a predicted model, not a curated record.
AUGGACCCCAUGGACCCCAUAGACCCAUGGAUCCCAUGGGCCCCAUGGAUACAAGCACUCCAUGGACCCAUGGACAAAUGGACCCAAGGACUCGAGGACCCAUGGACACAUGGACACAUGGACCCAAGGACCCCAUGGACCCAUGGACCCAUGGACCCAUGGACUCAUGGACCCGUGAACCCAUGGACCUAUGGACACAAGCACUCCAUGGACCCAAGGACCCCAUGGACCCAUGGACCCAUAGACUCAUGGACCCGUGGACACAAGUACUCCAUGGACCCAAGGACCCCAUUCACUCCAUGGACCCAAGGACCCCAUUCACUCCAUGUACCCUAUGGACCCCAUGGAACCAAGGACCAAGGACCCAUAGACUCCAUGUACCGCAUGGCCGAAUUUUCGCAUCCCAUGGCCUAG